UCGGUGGGUAGGCGAGUACCCCCAGUCAGACACUAACACAGACGGUGGCGGGUAUACUCAGGGCUACACGUGAACAUGAACAUUGUUGUUAAAGAAGACGGUGAAAAGGGGACAAGAGAAAGGAAGGUAACGAAGAGAUCGGACGAGAAGGAAGAUGGUACGGUUUAGUAUACUUGUUUGUUCCCUCCUCGUGGUGGGCGUGACCUACAGAGUCCACGUGGUAAUGAACAGACCAAUCCCAAUCGACAUCAAGGAUCAGACCAAAGUCAGGAUUCUCGACGAAAUCGGACGUAUAUCAAAUCAUAUGCUGGAAAUUUUUCUCUACUUUGGCAUUCCAAUUGGAGCUCCGGUUAAGUUUUUAGUCGAUUCCGUAUUUUGUUGCUUGGUGGGCAGUGUGACGUCACACAACGAUGGUGUAAAGAUAUUUGACAAGACAAUAAACGAUAUACCCGUGCGCGUGUUUAAGCCCGAGGGUCGAGCCCUCAGGGGUACCUACCCUACCUUGAUGUACAUACACGGAGGGGGCUGGACAUGGCUCUCUGUCAACAGCUAUACUGCGUUCCUCAUCCAACUAGCUAACAAGACGGGAGUACUUAUCAUCGCACCAGAAUACAGGAAGGCACCCAGGCACCAUUUUCCGGCUCCCUACAAAGACUGUGAAAAUGUCAUGUACCAUAUCCUCCUUGGUAAAAGUGGUCUUCCGGUUGACCACCAUCACGUGAUGGUUGGAGGUGAUGGUUCUGGUGGGAACUUGGCUGCCGCGGUUGCGCAGAAGUUCAGAAAGAAAAUCUUCAUGCAAGUUCUGAUUAACCCAGCACUACAACUACUGGAUCUUCGUACUCCGUCCUACAGAGAAAACUGUGACGUCAUCAACGGCAUGACGUCCCCGAAACGACAGAUCCAACAUUGGUUGCUUUAUACAAGAAUCUCGGCAACUUACACAUCAAAUCUAAUAAAAAAUUCACACGUAUCACCGGAAGUGCGUCACUCCAAAUUAUCAAACUAUGUUAAUAGUAUGUCAUACCUGCCGCCUUCGUUAAACAUUACAAAUAAAAAAACGUCAAAAAAGCACGUUUAUGACUUUGAUUCAAUCGAAAUUUUAAAGGUAAUUCUGACGAACACUACAUUAUCACCUAUGCUUCAGACACAUUUAAAUGGCAUUGCUAACGCCUACGUCAUAGCCUCUCAAUAUGACGUGUUACGUGACGAAGGAAUCAUGUAUGCUGCACGUCUCUCCGAGUCAGAUAUAAAAGUGAAACUUAAAUAUUACCCAUCAACCUUUCACGGUUUCUUGUUAUUCUCAACUGAAGGGCCUUUCCAACUGGAAGAUGGAGUUCGGGGGCUUCAGGAACUAUCUGACUUUAUAAGGUUCCAACUUCGAGGAUACACGUCAUAACAAUACAGUAUUAUAAACUAAUGUAAUGCUUCACCAGGGUACUCUUGUAUUGCUCGAGGCCAUACCUGAACUGUUGAUACAUAUUGCCAGUGACAUGUCAACCACAUGGCUCAUAUAAUAUUUUCCUCUUUCGUCACGCAGUCGCCCUGAUGUUCAUUGAUAUUGUGUUAAUAUAAAAAUUAACGUACUUGUAACGAACUAGCUUUGACAUGCUAUGUGCCAUAAUUUCCUAAAACAACCACAAACACUAAAUAAAACCAUAGCAUGUCAUAUGCUGUAAAUUAGCAAUUGAAAUAGAUACCAGUUUUGUUUGUGCUGUUGUCCUGGCUGUUUUACGACUUCCCAUAAGUAUCAACUGUUUACGUGAAAAACGCUGUUCUAUUUACUGAGUUGCUCCAAUAUUAAACAGAUGAAACCCC
This is a messenger RNA of Mizuhopecten yessoensis (Yesso scallop), 1815 nucleotides long. RefSeq names its product carboxylesterase NlhH-like. The transcript has 6 exons. The record is from RefSeq and is a predicted model, not a curated record. Gene Ontology annotation, molecular function: carboxylic ester hydrolase activity. Lineage: Eukaryota; Metazoa; Mollusca; Bivalvia; Pectinida; Pectinidae. Bases 155 to 1396 code for a protein of 413 amino acids. Gene Ontology annotation, cellular component: membrane.